Drechmeria coniospora is the source of this 2574-nucleotide messenger RNA. Its product is annotated as prefoldin subunit 3. The transcript has a single exon. NCBI's taxonomy places the organism in Eukaryota, Fungi, Ascomycota, Sordariomycetes, Hypocreales, Ophiocordycipitaceae. The coding region runs from base 1 to 2574 and encodes 857 amino acids. The record is from RefSeq and is a predicted model, not a curated record.
AUGAGAUCAGUCAUGAUACUGGGCAAGGUCCUCGGCGGCGAGCCGGAUACUCAUCGCUGGAGGGAGGCAGUCUCCAAGGCUCGCAGCCUGAGACUGCCCAUCAUUCUCUUGCAGAUGUUGAUUCGGAAAGAGGAAUUGCAUACGACUGACCCGAAGUUGCUGGGCUUGCUGCCGACUGACCCUGAAUGGGCCGCAUUGUUGAACAAGGUUUGUCGAACAGGUUACACCCCGACUGAGCUCGACGCAUAUGCGCACAUUCUCGAUGGCGAAUCAACCGAUGCACGAUGCGAAAGGCUACUCGACUGCCACUUUUUCUUACCCGAGUUUCUCUAUAGCUUCGUUUUACGGUCGUCAGCAACCAUCACCGAGGUCACAACCCUUAGCAGGCUGAUCGAGCGGUGUCAUGAAUACUACAAAAGUGGCCAGCAUCACAUCAAGGGGCAUACUGCAGUGCACCGCUCUUGUCAUAAAUCUGGCGACUUACCAAGUCUGGACCAGCAGAGAUUUUGCCGCACCAUGCGCCUUCUCACCCGACAGUGCCUCCGCUUGGAGCCUCGACUCAUCGUGAAGCUGGCCGACGUUGCUGCGCGGGAUAUCGAACACAUUUCGGCUGCCUCGGAUGAACCUGGGAAGCUGUUUAUGAAGCAGUGUGUCAUUUUCAACGAGUUGUUGAGCAUUUUCCGACCGCGGCCAGCGAUGCAGGCUGUCCAAAGAGCGUUUCCUAAUGCGUACCUUUGGGAGGCGCAGAGAAUCUUGCUUGCCAUGUCCGAUGGUCUCGCCAGGCCGCUUUUGGUGAAUCGUGGAGGAUUCCAGGCGAUUCGAGACGUCUUGGCCGGCCAAGGCAAGAACCAGGCCGAAGUGCAUAGCGCAGCUCGACAUGCACCGACAUGGCCCCCAUACUUGCAACCUGGCGAUGGGAUGGACGAAGGGGUGGAACCCGAGGACAACUGGAGUCGGGCUGUCAGUGCCGGAAUGCUCAUGCAGGAGGCGGGCUUUGCCAAAGAGGACCACGACGACGGUCUCGACAUCCUUCAAGGCAUGACGAUGGACGGCACACCGACAAUCCAGCAACGAGCGCGAGUUGGCCAAGGCCGUCGCGUUGACGUCUGGGAGGCUUCUAUUCGGGCAACCCGCAAUGCGCAAGAGGCUUGGCAGCGAUUCCAGCAUCCACCAACGGCCGACGCCAAGCCCGGGGCAGCGCAGUACGGAGCGAUGCUCGAGAAGCUCGUGCUACGAGAGGCGGAUGCCAACGGCAGAAUGUGGCCGGGCGACAAGGCGUUGAACUUUCCCACUCAGCACGAGGCGAACCUGGCCGAGUUCGAAAAGGCUCGUCUCCGACCUCCGAGCGUCGCUCAGCUCUAUCGACAUAUGCGGCUCAACGGGGUCAGGGCACAAGGGAGCUGUCUCCGCAUACUCGUGUCGAAUGCAGAAUCGCUCGAGACGGCGCAUCGAUAUCUACUGGAGAGCACGGAAAACGGCGAGACGGUGCGGACCUUGAUGGCGGAUGAGCCAGGACCCGGGCUGAAGGGCGUGUCGAUGAGCUUGUUUGCGGCCUACAUCCAGGCGUGCGUGCGGGUGGAAGGUAGACGAGGCGGACGGCAGCUGAUGCGCGCCAUCCGCUUCGUCGACGUUCGACUGGCGUCGGAACAUUCCCGCUGGGCGGUCCACGUUUGGGGCCUCGUUCUGAAGAACCUCUCUCAACACCGGCACGCGUUGCGGGUGUCUCUCUCGCAGCAAGUGGAUCUGCUGCUGCACAUCAUGGCACGGAUCGAAAGCAGGCACGGCGUGUCGGUCUCGACGCUUGUGCAGUUCAGCAAGUGCGUCCGAAAGGCAAUGAGGCGGGAGAUGGCCAAGCUCCUGACGGAAGUGGAAACGGGGAGACCAAGCGCCUUGCGGCGACUGUACGAAUCGCAAGCGCCAGGUUGCGCCGUCGCAGCGACGGCGCACGGUGCGGCGAGCUCAACCCAGGCAGACUCGGGUGAGCGGAAGCCUCAUGUCCUGAUUAGCACGGCGGCGGGCCGGAUGAGGGAUAUCUUCGACCAACUGGUCAGGCGGGACAAAGGCAGCCGGGAGUUGUUGGAAGGGCACGAGAUGGCCCCGCUCGAGCAGAUGGCGUGCCGGACGGACCCGGUCAGGAGCGAGCACGCAUACGAGUACAUGGUCUCGCUGGCAUUCGUUGGAGAAUUCGACGACAUGGCGAAAACGUUGCGGUGGCUGAUUGGCGAGUGGGAGGAGGCGGACCUGGUGGAUGCCGUGGGCAAGCUGGACGAGCCUCCGGCGUACGCGGAUUUCUUCGAGACGCUGUGCGUCUUUCGCCUCCUCGCGGAGCCGAUGCUCGAGGAAGGCGUGGCCGAGUCGAUCCGCGACGCCGUGGUGAGGUCCCAACUGGGCUGGACGUGGCCAGACGACGCGGCGGUCCAGUCGUUUGCCGAAAUGCAGGGCGACGAGUCCAUCAUGACGCUGCGGCGGGUGCUGGACGGGGUGAGGUCCCGUGCGCGGCGAGGACUCGGCGGCGACGGAGAUGCAGACUCGGCCUGGACGCCACGGGUCUCGCUCACCCGCCAGACAGAUUAG